Messenger RNA from Rotaria sordida, 4050 nucleotides. The record is from the annotation of a GenBank genome assembly. Lineage: Eukaryota; Metazoa; Rotifera; Eurotatoria; Philodinida; Philodinidae.
AUGAAUGACUUCACAUUGUAUAUUAUCAGUAUUAUUUUAUGUUUAUAUAUUUUAUUGACAUGUGCCGACAAUAAUGAAACUACUGUUGAUUCUAUAGCUAUUGCUAAACCACAUGCAAAAGUAUGUGGCGAUAUUCGUGUAACAUUAUUUGAAUUACGACGUGGUUUUGAUGCUCAUGCUUUAUCAUCUUGUGAAAUAAGUCUUGGUUCAGUCACAUAUGCUCCAAUGCAUUCCUUAAUAAAUGCCAAUACAACAAUAUCAAUACGUUUUCCAUAUCUUCGUGAAGUCUAUGGUUAUAUGUUAUUAGGUUAUUCAUCUAUGCGUUCAUUUUCAUCAAUGUUUCCACGUUUAUCAAUUAUACAUGGACGAGAUUUAUAUCAUGGAUAUUCAUUAAUUGUUAUGGAUAAUUUUUUAUUAGAUAAUUUAGGUUUAACAUCAUUAAUUAAUAUACGUCGAGGAAAUAUAAUUAUAGCUCGAAAUGCUCAAUUAUGUUAUGCUGAAUCUUUACGUUGGAAUGAUAUAAUGGAAACAAAAAAGAAUCAAGUUAUAGCACGACAAAAUCGUGAUAAUUGUGCUUUUUGUCCAACAUGUCCAUCAGCAUGUUGGUCACCAACACAAUGUCAACAACGAUGUUCACCUAAUUGUCCAGGAAAUUGUUUAUCAGAAACAGUAUGUUGUCCGGAACAAUGUGUUGGAGGAUGUCAUUAUACUAAUACAACAUCAACAUCAAAUUUAAUUUGUAAUGCUUGCAGAAAUAUGAGAAUUUAUUCUACAGGAAUAUGUGUACAAAAAUGUCCAGAAAAUAUGUUGAAAGCUGGUGGUUCUUUAUGUGUAACUCGUCAAGAAUGUACAUCAUUUUUUUUGGGUACUGGUUAUAUAUUAGAAGAAAUAAAUGAAUGUGUUUUAUCAUGUCCAUCUGGUUUUAAUCGUGUGACAGGUUCACGUUGUACGCGUUGUACAUCAUCUCCAGAAAAUAAUUAUUGUAAUGGUGCAUGUCGUGAAAAACAUAUUCGUUCAAUAGGAGAUUUUCAAUCAUUAAAAUAUUGUUCACGUGUACAUACAUUAAAUAUCUACAAUAUAGAAACAGUUGGAUCAAGUGGAAAUAAUUUUUUAGAAACAUUUACUGCAUUUAAUUCACUUGAACAAAUUGAUCAUGAAUUUACAAUACAUAAUGUUAAAAUAUUUUCAACAUUAAGUAUUUUUUCUCAAUUACGUCGUAUUGGUAUAACAUCAAAUGCUUCAAUGACAAUUGAAGAAAAUGAAUUUUUAACUGAACUUUGGCCAUCGACACAACAACGACCAAUUAUACAAGGAAGUUUAAAUAUCGUUCGUAAUGCUCGUUUAUGUUUAAAACAUAUUAUAAAUUUUAUUAAUUAUACAACUACACGUGAAAAAGAACUUCAAGUAACACGAGAUACAAGGAAUGAAUAUGCUAAUGGAUAUUUAGCAUCAUGUGAAUCAAGUUUUUUAAAAAUAACAAUUGAUAAAAUACGUUCAUUAACAGCACGAGUUAGUGUUGCUAUACCAAAAGAAUUAUUUCUUCGUUCAAGUGGUACAGCUGAACAUUUACGUCGACCAUUUUUAUCAGUUUAUUAUAAAACAACACGAACAAAAAAUGAAACACAUUUUGAGGCAACAAAUUCACGUAAAUGGUCAAGAGUAGUCGAAAAAGUUCAUUAUAAUCCAUCACCUCAUGGUGCUUCGUUUACAAUGAGUGCGCAGUUAACAACACUAUCUGGUGAUGAAUGGUAUGCAGUUUAUGCAUCUAUAACAUCAAAUCUUAAUACAAUCGGUUUAUUUUCUCCGAUUGCUUAUUUUCGUACAUUACAACGUCAACCUGAACCAAUACUUAAUUUACGAGGUGAGUCAUUAUCUCAUUCAACAAUUGAAUUAGUAUGGCAACCACCGUCAAAACCUAAUGGUCCCAUAAAAACUUAUCUUAUUUAUUAUGCACCAAUGGAAGAUCGUUUACCAAUAAAUAAUUCAAACUUCCUUUGUUUAAUGAAAGAUCGUUGGCGAUCAGAAGAAACUGUUCAACUUAAUCAUUUAAAUCUUACACAAUCAUCACGAUGUGGACGACCAAAAUCUCGAAUAUCUCAUGCAAAUACAAAUAAUGAUGAUGAAACAGAUGAUGAAAAUGAACAAAAUACAAAUAUUGAUCAAGUUGUUACUGAUUUAUCCAUACUUGAAUAUCAACUUAUUAAUUCUGUAAGUCAACGAAAAGAUCCAUUAUUUAUUCGUCAAGAACUUAAAGAUACAAUUAUUAAUGACUUAGAUCAUUAUUUUGAAGAUAAAAGUAGUGCUUUUAACGAUAAUUAUAAAUCAGAUUCUCAAGAACAACCCGUUGUUGAGCAUAAACCACAUAUUGAUCAGUAUAAUCAAUCUGUAUCUGAUACAAAAAUUAUUAUUGAUAAUUUAAAAGAAGCACAAAUGUAUAUGUUUCAAGUAUAUGCAUGUCAUGAUAUAUCAAAACAAGCUUUAUCUGAGGCUUGUAGUCUUAAUGGAAUUAUAUUAGCUGUCAGAACAAAGCCCGGUGAUCCAUCACGGGAUUUAGUACGUAAUGUUCAAUUAAUUGCUCCAAUAGAAGAUUCUGAUCUUAUAACUACUAAUACAAAAUCACUUACUUAUCAAAUAUCAUGGUUAGAACCAUUACAACCAAAUGGACUUGUUUAUUUUUAUAUUAUAUAUAUUGGACAAAAUAGUAAUAAUGGACCAAAAGAAGAACGUUGUGUUGGACAUGAUAUAAAUUCAGUAAAUGUAACCCUGUCACCGAGAACAACAUAUCGUUUAAAAAUAAUUACAUAUACAAUAGCUAGAUUAAAUAAUGAAUAUGGAGAUAGAGAACAUAUUAAUGGUGAACAACAUUCAUUGAAUUCAACAGAUUUAUAUUUUGAAGUAAUUUUUACAACAAAAGAUUUAGCAAGUAAUGAAUUAGCCCGACAAAAUCGUUUAUUAGUAUUUAUAUUAAUGAUUGGUUUAACUACACUUUUAUUAUUAUUUCUAAUUGGUGCAUUACUUUAUUAUUAUAAAUAUGGUCGAAGUGAUACAAAAGCUUCGAUUUCAAAAAAUCCAAAUUAUGAAUUAUAUACACCCGAUCGAUGGGAAAUUGAUAAAGAUUCUGUUACAUUAGAUAAACUUAUUGGUCACGGACAUUUUGGUCAAGUUUAUCAAGGUGUUUUGAAAUUACAAGAUGGAACAUUAAAAGCAUGUGCAAUUAAACUUCGAACAACACAUCCAACUGAUUUAUUACAAGAAGCAUCAAUAAUGAAACAAUUUCGAUGUUAUCAUGUUAUUCAAUUAUAUGGAAUAUGUUCACGUAUUCGACCACCUUAUGUUGUUAUGGAAUUAAUGGUAAAUGGAGAUUUAAAAAAUUAUCUUUAUCGACAUCGACCAAGUGAACUUAAUCCAAAUAGUCCAACAUUAUCUGAAUCAGAAAUGAUUCAAUUAGCAUUAGAUGUUGCCGAUGGAAUGUAUUAUUUAUCAGAUCAAAAAUUUGUUCAUAGAGAUUUAGCUGCAAGAAAUUGUCUUGUUAAUGUAAAUCAUACGUGUAAAGUUGGAGAUUUUGGAUUAACACGUGAUAUCUAUGAAACUGAUUAUUAUCGACGUGGUGGUCGAAGUUUUCUUCCUAUUCGAUGGAUGGCACCAGAAAGUUUAAGAGAUGGACGUUUCGAUACCAUAUCUGAUGUUUGGUCAUUUGGUGUUCUUCUAUGGGAAAUAGCAACAUUAGCUGAACAACCUUAUCAAGGUUAUGGUAAUGAAGAAGUUGUACAUUAUGUUCGAUAUGGAAAUAUAACACUUGAACGUCCACAAAAUUGUCCAGAAAUAUUACAUAAAUUAAUGCGUGCUUGUUGGACAUUUGCACCCGGUGAUCGUAUAUCUUUUCGAUCAAUAGUUGAUGAAUUAGUUCCAUUUGAAAAUGAAGAUUUUCAUUUAAAUGCAUAUUAUCAUACUCAAUCAAAUCCAAGCUCAGCAACAGUUCUAUUGGAUAGUAAUAAUAAUGAUGAAAAAGAUUUAUUAUUAGCUGAUGAUAAUGACAGUGAACAGCAUUAA